This is a messenger RNA of Astrephomene gubernaculifera, 1723 nucleotides long. Lineage: Eukaryota; Viridiplantae; Chlorophyta; Chlorophyceae; Chlamydomonadales; Astrephomenaceae. The record is from the annotation of a GenBank genome assembly.
CUUUGACUUCACGCUCACAAACGCUCUACCAGUAACAAUUGAUAAGAUACUGUCUGUGGCACGCAAGACUAUAUAAGACUUUCGGCCUUUGAACACAGCGUUAUAGUUGACUAGUCUGCUAUGGAUGGCCCUACUUAAUACCUCAGUCUUAAGCAUGUGUUUUGCGGUGCUUCUCUCGCGUCGCUAAAAGCAACCCUCUGGGUGUGCGUAGUGCACUUCGCUGGGUGCUGCAGUGCCCCUCUCGGCACAUACCCUGCCCCACAGCUGGGGCGCUUUCCCUCUCAGCACAGCAGUUAGCAGGGGCGUCCCAGCACAGCAGCCAUGGAGAUCUACCACCAGUACAUUAAACUGCGCAAGCAGUUCGGUAGAUGGCCUAAAUUCACGGAUGAGGGUAGCGAGAUGCUUGCUGACAUCCGGCCUAAUGAGGACCACGGCAGAGAGUACAUUCCCCGGAACCCCGUCACAACAGUGACCCAGUGCGUGCCGGAGAUGUCAGAGCAUGAAGCCAACACCAACGCCGUUAUCCUGGUUAACAAGGCGAUGAGCCAUGUUGAGGGCGGUUGGCCCAAGGAUGUCGAUUACACGGAGGCGGAGCACACCAUUCGCUACCGCAAAAAGGUGGAGAAGGACGAGGACUACAUCAAAACCGUGGUGCAGCUGGGAGUCUCGGUGGAGGACUUGAUAAAGCAAAACAACGCGGUAGACAUUUACCAGGAGUACUUCACCAAUGUUACCAUGGACCACACCUCCGAGGCGCCGCACGUCAAGACCGUCACGGUGUUCAAGGACCCCAACAACAUCAAGCGCAGCGCCUCCUACGUCAACUGGCACCCCGACGGCUCCGUUCCCAAAGUCGUCAUUGCCUACUCCAUCCUCCAAUUCCAGCAGCAACCCGCCGGCAUGCCGCUCAGCAGCUACGUGUGGGAUGUCAACAACCCCAACACGCCCGAGUACGAGAUGAUUCCCACCAGUCAAAUCUGCUGCGCCAAGUUCAACCUCAAGGACAACAACCUGGUGGGUGUGGGGCAGUACAACGGCCAGAUGGCGUACUUUGACGUGCGCAAGGGCAACUCCCCCGUGGAGGCCUCGCCCAUCGACUACAGCCACCGCGACCCCAUCUACGACUUUGCCUGGCUGCAAUCCAAGACCGGCACGGAGUGCAUGACGGUGUCCACGGAUGGCAUGGUCUACUGGUGGGACAUCCGCAAGCUGAACGAGUCGGUCGAGAGCAUGCCGCUGCGGGAGAAGAACAGCGAGACCAGCGUGGGCGGCGUCGUCCUGGAGUACGACACCAACGCAGGUCCCACCAACUUCAUGGUGGGCACGGAGCAGGGCCAGAUCUUCUCCUGCAACCGCAAGGCGAAGAACCCGGUGGACCGCGUCAAGUACGUCCUCUCCGGCCACCACGGCCCCAUCUACGGCCUGCGCCGCAACCCCUUCAAUUCCAAAUACUUCCUCAGCAUUGGCGACUGGACGGCGCGCGUGUGGGUGGAAGACACGGCCGUCAAGACGCCCAUUCUCACCACCAAGUACCACCCCACCUACCUCACGGGCGGCACCUGGUCGCCCUCCCGCCCCGGCGUCUUCUUCACCAUCAAGAUGGAUGGCGCCAUGGACGUGUGGGACUUGUACUACAAGCACAACGAGCCCACGCUCACGGUGCAGGUGUCGGACCUCAGCCUCACGGCCUUUGCCGUACAGGAGUCCGGAGGAACAGUUGCGG